AUGGUCGUGGCGACUGUACGGACGGCAGCCAAAGGCGAGGCCGUUCUCGAUUCCAUCGAUGCACGGCUGCGCCCCGCCGUGUCGUAUGUUCUCGUGAACGAUGUUGCGCAAGAAGGUGCUUUUGACAGGGCCGUCCAGGCAGAGCCACCAUUUGAUUUUGUCAUCCACACGGCCUCGCCGUAUCAGGUGCGCAUCGACGAUCCUGUCCGGGACCUGCUCGAGCCGGCCAUCCGCGGCACCACCGGCAUCCUGCGCUCUGUGCAGAAUCAUGCCCCCUCAGUGCGACGCAUCGUGUUAACGUCCUCUUCAGCCGCCAUGCUCAACCCGGCUGCCCACGCCGCCGUGUACGACGAGUCUUUCUGGCGGCCAGUCACCUGGGCAGAGGCACAGCUGCCACAGAAUGCCUACGAGGCCAGCAAGGUGUUUGCAGAGCGUGCUGCUUGGUCAACCGUGACCGGUGCCGAUUUAGAGACAGCGGGCGAGCCAGCGGGCGAUGCCAGAUCCCUCGCUAGAACCCCCGCUUUUGAUCUUGCUGUCAUCAACGGAACGUACACAUUUGGGCCAGUACAGCGGUGGCUGAGGGGCGCCAACGAAAUCAACGCAUCCAACCACCGGAUCCGCGAUCUUAUCGCGGGCGGCUGGCUGUCCAGCAAGACGGACAGCACGGGAAAGCACAGAAGCAUGCCGCCCACUCGGCCAGUCUUCACAUGGGUCGACGUCCGUGACGUGGCGCUGGCCCAUGUGCGCGCUCUGCUGGUGCCGCAAGCUGGUGGGCGUCGCUUUUACGUCGUCGGUGGCCAUUUUAGCAACGGAAGGCUGGCACACAUUGUGCGUGAAAUGGUGGCAGAAGCAGAGAAAGAGUCGGCAUUGAGCCCACUGGUUAAGCGCAUUCCACCGCUUGCCGAUACGCCUGAUGAUCUGCCGGCAGACGUGUACCGAUUCAACAACCGACGGUCGCGUGAAGUUUUAGGAUUGACGUAUCGCAGCCUCGAGGAAAGCGUGAUGGACACGGUGUACUCGAUUUUGUCGUUGGAGGCAGCUGGGGCCGAAAAACAGCUCAACUUCACUCACUCGAGUGGUUGUGCAAACGGCUCAAUGGAGACGUACCAGGUAUGGAACAACUGUCUCGAUACUUCGGGACAGGCAGGCCCAGAAAACCCGUUCGAUCCUUUCAGGCCCGAGGAAAGAUCGUCUUACCAGACUUGGCAGCAGCAGAAUCACCAACAAGAUAGCAUGCAACAGGACCUUCCAGGCCCCCAAGACUACCAGGCAAACAUGUGCAGCAACAGCUUCUUUCCCAGCCAGGGGACCUUUCUUCUGCAAGCCCCGACCAUUCCCAACAUCAUGUAUCCAACAGCGACUUACCAGCAGCCUACUCAAGGGCAGAUGACCUCCGUUGGAGUGUUUCCAACGAUGGAACAGGCGCCCUCGGAUUGCCACAGAAACCCACUGCCUGUCCCGCCCAGAAGUGCAAAUGCAACUGACGACGAGCUGCUUCCCUGGCUUUCCUCCCAGAGCGUGCCAACCAGACACGAAUAUUCGAUCCAGAGCAUGACUGAACUUGUGAGCAGCCAGCAACCGUGGCACUCCUGGUCACAGAACACGCAGUUCCAGCAGCAAUUCCAGCAGUGCCCACGAUUCGUUCCGCCCGUGCAGAUCUCGUCCGGAGGACUGUUGAGUCCAGAUGGCUCCGGCCUGCAGAGAGAGCGACCCCAGACGCCGGCAGCACACCGGAACAGCAAAAACAACAAACACAGCAACGCCGCAUCUCCUUCCGCGUCAACGUCGUCCUCGCCUCCCUCACCCGAAGAAAAGAUCACAUUGGCAGACGUCAAUCGAUUCAUGAGUCCCUGCAGACGGGCGGAGAUGCGGAGAUACCGGCUGCGUGCCAAUCACGGAAAUGCAUGGUCGCAGCCAGUUGACGUCGAUGGCCUGUAUGCAGAGCUGCAAGAGGAGGUGCUCGAGAGUCGACGAAACCAGCGGGACCGCGACGCAUGGGUGGAAAAACACCUGCGCAACAAGAACAGGAGCAAGAAACGAGAAAGGAAGGGCCGUGGCGCAAACAGUGGUGGCAACACGAAGAUGGACGUGGAUACGGCGCAUCCGGUCGAUCCCACGGCUCCGAGUUCUAUGGCGUAUCCACGAAUGCUCUGCCAGCCCAAUGAUAAUGUUCCGUGGUUCGCGCAGGAAUUGCCACAGCGAGUUUUAUUACAGGGAGCCCCGCAGGGAGUUCCACAGGGCAUGAGACCAGCCGCACAGCCCUUUCAGGCAAUGUGGGCACCCCAACAGGUGUUCCAGGGACCGUAUGAACCGUCUCACAACCCCGCAAACCAUGCGGCUGGCGGUGAAAUCUCUCAGGCAACAGUCAAUGGCAACAUGAGCGAUGCAUGGAACAUUCAGGCCAAUGCAAUGGGUAGAUGCGACGGCCAGUACACAGCACGGGACUGGCCAUUUGUGUCAGACUGGACCGUGCAAGAGCAAUAUUGA
Molecule: messenger RNA, 2487 nt
Organism: Grosmannia clavigera kw1407
Lineage: Eukaryota; Fungi; Ascomycota; Sordariomycetes; Ophiostomatales; Ophiostomataceae
Product: ketoreductase
Exons: 4
Coding region: 1-2487 (828 amino acids)
Molecular function (GO): oxidoreductase activity, acting on the CH-OH group of donors, NAD or NADP as acceptor
Source: RefSeq, a predicted model, not a curated record